AUGGUUGCCACCCGUAUCUUCUCCGUCGGUGCCGCUCUGGCCCUGGCUCUGCCUGCCACUGCCUCGCCCACCCUCGCUCGCCGCAGCUUCGAGAUUAGCGAGUUCACUCCCUUCCAGAAGCGCCAGGUCUCCAGCGAGCAGUUUGCCUGCCACUCCGCCUGCGGCAACACCAUCAUCGAGUCCGAGAGCGGCACGGCGCACUGCUCUUCCACCGCUUGGCGUACCCGCCUCGACGAGUGCUUGGACUGCGUCCAGGACUUCCCCAUCUGGCAGUUCUACAGCGAGGGUGUCCAGGCCGGCGCCACCGCCUGCGGCCUCACCGCCGAGCCUGGCUCCCCCUCCUCCGGCGGCGAGACCGAGACCACCCCUGCCGCUGAGCCCACUGCUGCUCCCGUCACCACCACCGCUGCUGCUGCGCCCACCACCGCCGCCGCUGAGGAAGAGACCACUGCCGCCGCCGCCGAGACGACCGCCGCCGUCCCCGCUCCUGAGCCCUCAUCUCCCGCCUCUGAGGGCGAGACUACCCCCGAGUCUCAGUACCCCGUCCCCACCGUCUCCGAGGCCGCCCCAGUGGUUUCCGAGUCCGCUGUCGCCUCUGUUGUUCCCUCCACCGUUGCCACUCCCUCUGGCAACAACACCAUUCCUGAGCCCACCACCGUCGAGGUUGACGGCGCUGCCUCCCUCGGCUUCAUGGGUGUUGCCGCCAUGCUCGGCCUCGCUGCCAUUGCCCUCUAA
This is a messenger RNA of Verticillium alfalfae VaMs.102, 735 nucleotides long. RefSeq lists its product with no specific name. Lineage: Eukaryota; Fungi; Ascomycota; Sordariomycetes; Glomerellales; Plectosphaerellaceae. The record is from RefSeq and is a predicted model, not a curated record. The transcript has 3 exons. Bases 1 to 735 code for a protein of 244 amino acids.